AUGUAUCUACAACUAAUGGAACAAAACAAUGAAACCUCUGGGGGAGAUUUUAUUUUGCUUGGAUUCUCAGACCAGCCUCAAUUGGAGGUCCUCCUUUUCGUGGUGGUGUUGAUAUCCUAUCUUUUGACCCUCCUGGGCAACACAGCCAUCAUCCUGGUCUCCUGCCUGGACUGCAGACUUCACACACCUAUGUAUUUCUUCCUCACAAAUCUCUCCUCUCUUGACCUUUGCUUCACCACCAGCAUCGUCCCCCAGCUCCUCUGGAACCUGAAGGGACCAGCCAAGACCAUCACGCCAGUGGGCUGUGCCAUACAACUCUAUGUGUCCCUCUCCCUGGGCUCCACUGAGUGUGUUCUCCUUACCAUCAUGGCAUUUGACCGCUAUGUGGCAGUCUGCAGACCUCUUAAUUACACUAGCAUCAUGCACCCAUCAUUUUGCAAGGCCUUAGCAGGAGUAGCAUGGCUCAGUGGAGUAGGAAACACUCUCAUCCAAGGAACCAUCACCCUUCGGCUUCCUCGAUGUGGACAUCGCCACCUGCACCACUUCUUCUGUGAAGUGCCCGCCAUGGUCAAGUUGGCCUGCGUGGACAUCCAAGCAAAUGAAGUCCAGCUUUUUGUGGCCACGUUAGUCCUCCUUCUUCUUCCUGUGGCAUUGAUAUUGGUCUCCUACGGAUUCAUUGUCCAAGCCGUGAUGAAAAUUAAGUCCGUCCAAGCUUGGCGCAAGGCUCUCGGGACCUGUGGUUCCCAUCUACUGGUGGUGUUCCUCUUCUUUGGGCCCAGCUCGGCCAUAUACAUUCAACCAAAGAGAUCCUACGGCCGAAGUCAGGGCAAGUUCCUUACACUCUUUUAUACUGUUGUCACCCCCACACUCAACCCCCUGAUAUAUACUCUGCGGAACAAGGAUGUGAAGGGAGCCCUGAGAAGACUGCUGAGAAGAGGACAAAGUUCCUAA
Sus scrofa (pig) is the source of this 951-nucleotide messenger RNA. The record is from RefSeq and is a predicted model, not a curated record. NCBI's taxonomy places the organism in Eukaryota, Metazoa, Chordata, Mammalia, Artiodactyla, Suidae.